Pararge aegeria (speckled wood butterfly) is the source of this 1635-nucleotide messenger RNA. RefSeq names its product feline leukemia virus subgroup C receptor-related protein 2 (gene HisT). The coding region runs from base 133 to 1497 and encodes 454 amino acids. The transcript has 7 exons. Lineage: Eukaryota; Metazoa; Arthropoda; Insecta; Lepidoptera; Nymphalidae. The record is from RefSeq and is a predicted model, not a curated record. Gene Ontology annotation, biological process: transmembrane transport; heme export. Gene Ontology annotation, cellular component: membrane. Gene Ontology annotation, molecular function: heme transmembrane transporter activity; heme binding.
GAAAAAAUCGAUAUUUUUAUGUAGACUUUAGUCGAAAUUUACGUGCCAUAUAGGUUUAGAGUAGCCAAAAUAUAUUCUUCCUAGCGACAAUAAUAAUAUUGAGAUAUAUACGAGUAUUUACAUAAUAAGAGGAUGACGGAUUCGAAAAAUUUGGAAGCUGUGUGCGGUAGCGUGAUGGAUGGGGUCGCUGAAAAGGGAGGGGUGGAGUCCCCUACCAAGAAAUGCCCGGUGGAAUACAAAGUAUUUCCAAUUAGAUGGCUGGUUUUGUUCAUAUUCGUGCUGUACUCGGCCUCUAACUCGAUGCAAUGGAUACAGUACACCAUAAUUCAGGACGCGAUCGUCAAGUACUACGGGGUCAGCAGCAUCACCGUGUACUGGACGUCCAUGAUCUACAUGAUCGCGUACAUUCCGCUGAUCUUCCCCGGCAGCUACCUGUUGGAUAAAACUGGUCUCCGAGUGACAACGAUCAUCGGCUCCUUCGGAACAUGCGCGGGCGCUUGGCUGAAGGUGUUCUCAGUGCCGCAGGACAUGUUCUGGCUCGGCUUCACCGGCCAGACUGUGGUGGCAGUGGCCCAAGUCUUCAUCCUCAACUUACCGCCACGCUUGGCAGCUGUGUGGUUCGGAGCUGAUCAGGUCUCCUCUGCUUGCAGUAUCGGCGUGUUUGGUAAUCAGCUCGGCGUAGCGCUGGGAUUCUUUCUGCCUCCGAUGCUGGUGCGAGCCCAGGGUACGAUGGAAGAGAUCGGUGCCGACCUGCAGGUCAUGUUUUACCUGGUGGCCGGUCUCACCAGCGUUCUGUUCGUGUUUAUUGUUCUCUUUUUCAAAGCGGCACCACCAAGCCCCCCAUCCGCAGCAGCAGAUAUGGGUGCUGCUUUGGACUCCAACUUCCUGCAGUCAAUCAAGAAGCUGCUCACCAAUCGGAACUACAUCUUACUCCUCAUCUCUUACGGUCUCAACGUCGGAGUGUUUUACGCCAUCUCGACUCUGCUCAACGAACUCGUGCUUACUUACUAUCCGGGAGCUAACGCAGACGCCGGUCGCAUAGGCCUGGUGAUAGUCGUGGCUGGUAUGGUCGGCUCUGUGGUCUGCGGCUUCAUAUUGGACAAGACUCACCGCUUCAAGGAGACCACGCUCGCGGUGUACGCAGCUACAGUUGUCGGCAUGAUUAUAUUCACCUUCACCUUGGACUGCGGAUAUAUUUCUGUUGUUUACUUCAGCAGCAUUUUCCUUGGUUUCUUCAUGGCCGGCUAUUUGCCCGUUGGGUUCGAGUUCGCUUCCGAAGUCACUUACCCCGAACCUGAAGGAACUACAUCUGGAAUUCUCAACGCUUGUGCUCAGGUGUUUGGCACAGUGUUAACGCUGUUGUUCGAAUGGAUGCUGGGCAGAGUUGGGGACCGUUGGGCCGACCUCGCCAUGUGCGGCGUCCUCGCGUUGGGCACCGCCGUCACCGCGGCCAUCCAGCCCGACCUGCGGCGACAGGCCGCGCAGAACAAGGCGUAAACACAUGUAUAUCAGUUACUGAGGGCAGGGUUCGCUGACCAUAAAUCACAUAGCCCAUAGGUGAAGACUACGCGAUCAUCGAUCAACUAAUACUGUACCUAAAUAAAUUAAAUAUUAAAAAAAAAACUAAAAAAAUAC